UGCGUAUCAACUGGCCCAGCAAAAAGCUGCAAAUGCUACCAGUGCCGCGGCUCAGGCAGAGGAGGAGAUGAACACCGCAGAGCAAGCGCUCAACAGAACAAGGGGCUCGGUGCAGAUUCAUCGGCAACGCUUGGAGCUUGUCCAGAAAUCGAUGGAGGAGCUGCAGGCAAAAAGUAAGAUUCUCGUGGCCGACUUUGCGACUGCAGAAAACAAUAUUGCAAGACAGUCCACCGAUUUGAGGACACUGCAAGAACUGGCCAGAGUGGAUGAUGCUGACGUUGCCAAGGCAGCUCAGGCCUUGGUGGAGGCUGAGGCGGACGUAACAAAUGCGAAAGCGGCCUACGUGGGCAGCACUUUAGCUGAUGCUCGUCGCCAAUGUCAGCCCACGGAGCAGGAGUACCAGGUGUAUCUUCACUUCCGGGAACUUGUGAGCUUGGCAAAGCACAUCGUGGUGCAACGACUCCUUGCUCUUCAAUUGGCAGACCAAUUCUGGGUGACACAAGAUCACAUUUUCCGAGACGCUCAGGCUGCUCAUGAAACUGUCCUUGAUGACCUUGCAGAUGGUGCCGCUGAAUUACAUGAACGAUCAGUCGUGCUGGCAGCUGCAGACACUUAUUCUUCUAGUGCGGAGGAUCAAGAGCAGGCCUUUCUAGAAGCACAAAGCCACUUCAUCAAGAGCCAGGAGAAAGUAGAUGAAGUCUUGGCAUUGAGACGCAAGGCUGACUUCGCCGCAUCUCACCAAUUGAGUGUGUACGGCAAAGCUGCAGAAAAUCUGGAUCUUGCCAAAAAACAUCUCCACAACAGGAGAAUGGCAUUGGAGGGAGCAACCAAUCAGACAGAUCAACUGGAAAAGGACCUCCUAGCUGCCAUUCAAGCUGAAGCGAUGGCAAACGAGUCUUUGAGGGCAACGAAGGUGUGGCAGAAGGAGUUCAACGCCUCUUUGCAGCUUGAGAGGAAAGAAGAAACUCUAGUUGAAGCCAAGCAUGAAGAGGACAAAAAAGCUGCCGCAAAGGCCGAAGUAUCCAAACAUGAAGCGCGGAUGCGGACAUUGUUGGAGACACAUAAGCGGCACUUGGCACUUCUUGAUACUCAGGUAGGGUGUGGAGGAACACGCAGGAAGGCAGCGUCACAGGAUGCUUUGACUGCCAGUGAAACCAUGUCAUGAACGCUGUUUUAUUGCUGCAUCUACAAAGCAUUUAAAAAUAGACAUGGUCAGACCCACCCAAAAACAGCCAAUCCAUCCUUGGCGGAUGCAGUCUUGAUGAGCCGUAAGGUUCUUUUGCAACGCUUUUGCCUCAUUUGCCAGAGUACAAUAUUUAAAGAUAUUUAAAGUACAGAAGCAGGAAAUCCUUGUCCUUUUCACAGCGAACGAAUGAACUCUCUCGGAAAAGUCAUUGAAUCAACCAAUCUGAAUGCACUAAAUGCACCCUCAAGGCAGUGUGGUUCAUGGCGUAUAAAUUUGAUAGGCUCUCUCGCAGGUCGAGCUUCCCCAAAAAGA
Durusdinium trenchii is the source of this 1498-nucleotide messenger RNA. Lineage: Eukaryota; Dinophyceae; Suessiales; Symbiodiniaceae. The record is from the annotation of a GenBank genome assembly.